AUGAGUGACGAGGCGCUGAAAGCCGAUGUCGCCUCGUUCGCUGCGAAUUUGGGGCUCGCGUCGUCGCAGGUAGGCUUCAAUGAUGCGGAUUUCCGGAAGAAGGGGCCUCUGAAGCGCGGCACCGCCAGAAAUCCCGACAAGGCCGAGAAAUCCCAGAGGAUCCCCAGGAAGAAGAAGGAAACCGGAGGUAACAGUAGAAGAGAUGGUAGAAAUGCGGGCUCUCAAGCUAGGAAAUGGCCUCCACCGAAGCCAAGGGCCGAGGAUUGGAAGAACGAGGCGAAGAAAGUAAAUGUGAGCGUAGCCAAGGUCAGGUUUGGGAAGGAUGUCGUUCACUCGCUUUCGCGCUGGGCUGGAAGUGGCGAGAAAUGGUACGAGACUGCCGCGGGGAUUUCGUCGGCUAUCCAGUUCGUGGAACCGGAGAAAGAGGUGGCUGAUGGUUUUGUCCAGCUGAAACGCAAGGAGGCCGAGGCAUUGCUCCAGCUGGUUGCGGUGGAGUUCGAGAGAUCAAGGCGGAACAGCAGUGACAUGAGGAUGAUCCAAUCGGCUCGCAGGUCGGGGACUUCUGGAGACAAAGUUGCUGCCAUGACUAUCUUGAUCCAGGAAAAUCCUGUGGCAAAUCUUCAGACGCUGGACUCGCUUCUCGCAAUGGUUACCUCGAAGGGAGGCAAACGACACGCCUUGUCCGGGCUAGACGUCUUGAAAGAAUUGUUUAUCAUGAGCUUGUUGCCAGAUCGGAAACUGACAUAUUUUGCUCGGCAACCGCUCGCGACUUUGCCUGAAACCAAAGAAGGUGCAAUUCUCCUUUUGUGGUGGUUUUGGGAGGAUUGCAUUAAAGAGAGGUACGAGAAGUUCGUGAAUGCUGUUAUAGAGGGAACCAAAGAUGCGCUUGUCUACCUUAAGCUGAAAACAGUGAAGACUCUGUACGAACUCUUGAAGGCGAAACCGGAACAAGAAAAGAAGCUGCUCUCAGCUGUCGUUAACAAGCUUGGUGAUCCUGAGAGAAAGGCUGCCUCCAAUGCUGGUUAUUUUCUGUCGUGCCUUUUGAAAGAACAUCCCAAUAUGACGAAAGUAGUGUUGAACGAAGUGGAGGCAUUUAUGUUUCGGCCAAAUCUUGGAAUGCGCGCAAUUUACUAUGCGUCCGUGUUCAUGAACCAAUUACGACUAAGCUAUAAAGGCGAAGGCCCAAAUCUUGCGAAACAACUGAUCGACAUUUAUUUUGUAAUGUUUAAGACCAUCACCAGUCGUGGAAUGAAGAAAGAUACAAAUCCGCAAAAGAAACCACGAAAGCAGUCUGAGGGCGCUACAAAUGAAGAUAAUUCCAACAGCGAAGCUUCAGCUCUCGAUUCGCGAUUAAUAUCGUCGCUUUUGACAGGAGUAAACAAGGCUUUUCGAUUCGUAACCGAGGACAGCGCUGAAAACAUUAUUGAGGAACACACGCCGUCCUUGUUCCUUCUGGCACACUCUACAAAUUUUAACGUCGCAGUGCAAGCUCUUCUCCUUUUGCAUCAGAUUCUCGCUAAGCAUCAAACCGUCAGCGAACGUUUCUACCGUGCUCUUUAUUCUGUUAUGCUUUCGCCUGCGCUUCUAAAAUCUUCUAAGAUUGAGAUGUAUCUUGCUCUAGUUUUUAAGGUUCUGAGGUCCGACGUAAGCACGAGUCGGACUUGUGGAUUUAUAAAGCGUCUCAUGCAGGUAGCUGUACACCAAUCGCCCGAGCUAGGAUGCGCUUUUCUGGUGCUUUUGUCAGAGGUGUUGAAGGCCAAACACAUUCUAUGGAACUUUAUCUUAGAACCUGCAAGCCAAGGCGAUGACGUCGAACACUUCAAGGACGUGGAACUACCGGAGAACCAAGAUGUGUCUGCGUUGCUGCCAGAUGCUGCUAGCAAAGAGCCUUUGCGUGACGAUAGCGAUUCAGAGAUCGAUGUAGACGUUGAAAUGGCAGCGGCGCUUGGAGAAGACGGUGACAGCGAGACUGAAUUCAACAGAAAAGAAACUGGGAAGAAAAUGCAGGCCAUGCCUACAGCUAAAGCUAGUCCGCUGCUGGCCGAAGCUGCGAAAAAUACUCGUAACUCGAAAGGUUAUGAUCCUCGACAUCGUGAUCCACUCCACUGUAAAGCCGAUCAGACUUGUUGGUGGGAGCUUGCCAUCCUCGCAUCACACAUUCAUCCAUCCGUUUCAACAAUGGCCAAAACGAUUCUCUCAAAUGCCGCGGUUGUUUACUCCGGUGACCCAAUUCAGGACCUUGCCUUCACCGCUUUUCUGGAUCGUUUCGCUGAAAGGAAGCCGAAAGCUCGCAAGAUCGGGAUUGACAGUACCAAAAAGGAGGCUGUUUCAAAUGCGCCCAUGGGCAUGAAGUUGGCGUCCUUGGCGGAAGACGACGUUGCUCCAUCGGAUCUGAUCUUCCACAGGUUUUACCGCGCAAAGGCCGAGGCUAUGGGCAAACGCGUGAAGAAGAAAAAGAAAGCGCUCGAGGACUUUGAUGACGACAUGGUUGGAAGUGACGAAGAACUUAGCAGCGAUGAUGAAGAAGGCGGUGAUGAAGAUGAAGAAGGUGGUGAUGCUGGUUUGGUAGACGACGAAGGCGAUUCGGAAGAGGAAGAAAUCGAUAGACUGCUCGAUGAAAAUGACUCGGAGGGUGCAGAGUUUGAUCUGCAGGACGACGACGAUGAUUCAUCCGACGACGACGAGAAGCUACCCGAGGUUCUGGUUGUAGACAAGAAAAACAGUAAGAAGAAGAAGAAGAAGAAGAGCGCAAAGAACGUACCCGACGAUGAAGAUGAGAGCUCCGAUGAUGACGAGUUCGAUGAGAUCUUCCUGGAGGAUACGAAGGACAAGACGAAGAACAAGAACAGAAGGGGCGCGAAGAACAGGACACAAGAUGGAUCAACGGGGUCAAAGAGAAAAUCUCUAUAUGCAAGUGCCGAGGAUUACACUCACAUCUUGGAAGGAGAAGGAAGCAUGAACAAAAAGAAAAGCAAACACUAGACAUUGAGAAUGAAAGCUUCCUUUUUCUC
This is a messenger RNA of Selaginella moellendorffii, 3011 nucleotides long. Its product is annotated as CCAAT/enhancer-binding protein zeta. The transcript has 16 exons. Lineage: Eukaryota; Viridiplantae; Streptophyta; Lycopodiopsida; Selaginellales; Selaginellaceae. The coding region runs from base 1 to 2982 and encodes 993 amino acids. Gene Ontology annotation, cellular component: nucleus. The record is from RefSeq and is a predicted model, not a curated record.